Messenger RNA from Naumovozyma castellii, 1728 nucleotides. RefSeq names its product polyadenylate-binding protein (gene PAB1). NCBI's taxonomy places the organism in Eukaryota, Fungi, Ascomycota, Saccharomycetes, Saccharomycetales, Saccharomycetaceae. The transcript has a single exon. The record is from RefSeq and is a predicted model, not a curated record. The coding region runs from base 1 to 1728 and encodes 575 amino acids.
AUGUCUGAUAUUACUGAAAAGACAGUGGAACAAUUGGAAAACUUGAAAAUCAGCGAAUCUGAAGAUCAACCAUCCACUACUACAUCAACAGAAACCUCUCCUGCCUCCUUAUACGUUGGUGAACUGGACCCAACUGUUUCUGAAGCUUUAUUGUACGAUAUCUUCUCUCCAAUUGGUUCAGUCUCUUCCAUCCGUGUUUGUCGUGAUGCUGUCACCAAGACUUCCUUAGGUUACGCAUACGUCAACUUCAACGACCAUGAAGCUGGUAAGAAGGCUAUUGAACAAUUAAACUACACUCCAAUCAAGGGCAGAUUAUGUCGUAUCAUGUGGUCUCAACGUGAUCCAGCUUUGAGAAAGAAGGGUUCAGGUAACAUUUUCAUUAAGAACUUACACCCAGAUAUCGAUAACAAGGCUUUAUUCGAAACUUUCUCCGUCUUUGGUAACAUCUUGUCUUCUAAGAUUGCCACUGAUGAAACUGGUAAGUCCAAGGGUUUCGGGUUUGUUCAUUUCGAACAUGAAAGCUCUGCCAAGGAAGCUAUUGAUGCUUUGAAUGGUAUGUUGUUGAACGGUCAAGAAAUCUAUGUGGCUCCUCAUUUGACUAGAAAGGAACGUGAUUCUCAAUUAGAAGAAACUAAGGCUCACUUCACUAAUGUUUACGUCAAGAAUAUUAAUUUGGAAACCACUGAUGAAGAAUUCAACGAAUUAUUUGCCAAGUACGGUAAUGUCUUAUCCUCUUCUUUGGAGAAGACUGAAGACGGUAAGUUGAAGGGUUUCGGUUUCGUCGAUUUUGAAAAGCAUGAAGAUGCUGCCAAGGCUGUCGAAGAAUUAAACGGUACUGAAUUCAAGGACCAAACUUUAUUCGUUUCUCGUGCUCAAAAGAAGUAUGAACGUAUGCAAGAAUUAAAAAAGCAAUACGAAGCUUCCAGAUUGGAAAAAAUGGCUAAAUACCAAGGUGUUAACUUAUUUGUCAAGAACUUGGAUGAUUCUAUUGAUGACGAAAAAUUAAAGGAAGAAUUCGCUCCAUAUGGUACCAUCACCUCUGUUAGAGUUAUGAGAACUGAUAAUGGUAAAUCCAAGGGUUUCGGUUUCGUCUGUUUCUCUACCCCAGAAGAAGCUACUAAGGCCAUUACUGAAAAGAACCAACAAAUUGUUGCUGGUAAGCCAUUAUACGUUGCUAUUGCUCAAAGAAAGGAUGUUAGACGUUCUCAAUUGGCUCAACAAAUUCAAGCUAGAACUCAAAUGAGAUACCAACAAGCUACUGCUGCUGCUGCCGCAGCCGCUGCCGGUAUCCCAGGUCAAUUCAUGCCACCAAUGUUCUACGGUGUUAUGCCACCAAGAGGUGUUCCAUUUAACGGUCCAAACCCACAACAAAUGAAUGGUGUUCCACCACAACAGUUCAGAAAUGGUCCAGGUUAUGGUAUGCCACCACAAGGUGGAUUCCCAAGAAAUGGUGUUCCAAACCAAUUCUACCAAAAGAACCAAAGACAAGCCUUAGGUGAAGAAUUAUACAAGAAGGUCUCUGCUAAGAACGCCGACGAAGAAGCUGCUGGUAAGAUCACUGGUAUGAUUCUAGAUUUACCACCUCAAGAAGUUGUCUCUUUGUUAGAAAAUGACGAAUUGUUUGAACAACAUUUCAAGGAAGCUUCCGCUGCUUACGAAUCCUUCAAGCAAGAACAAGAACAGCAACAAGCCCAACCUGUUGAACAAGAAUCUGCUCCUCAAGCUUAA